Molecule: messenger RNA, 5027 nt
Organism: Schistocerca americana (American grasshopper)
Lineage: Eukaryota; Metazoa; Arthropoda; Insecta; Orthoptera; Acrididae
Product: UDP-glycosyltransferase UGT5-like
Exons: 5
Coding region: 144-1700 (518 amino acids)
Molecular function (GO): UDP-glycosyltransferase activity
Source: RefSeq, a predicted model, not a curated record
CUCCGAUUAACCGCUGCCUGCUUUGACAGCGAGAACGUCAGUACUCAGCGGGAGGCGCGGACAGCGAGGCUGUGGAUGUAUGUGCAUUGUAUAGAAUUGGAUUUGUAUAGUUUCCCGAACCAACACAGAACGAAGCUUUAAAGAUGCAGAUACUGUCGCUGCUUGUAUUGUUAGCAGUGUCCAUUGAUGGCACAAAUUCUGCACGUAUCCUGGGUUUGUUCCCUUACCCUGGCAAAAGUCAUUUCAUCAUGUUUGAAGCAUUAAUGAAAGGACUUGCAUUUAGAGGACAUGAAGUUAUUGUGUACAGUCAUUUCCCACAGAAAACACCAAUACCAAACUACAUAGACAUCAGUCUGGUUGGGUCUGUUCCAACAGUAGUUGAUGCAAUUAAAUUAGAAGAUUCAUUUGGCUCAGGUUUUUCAACAGUUUUCAAGCUGAAAGAAAUGGCAAUAACAAACUGUGAAAACGUUUUAGCAUUUCCACCAGUACAAAAGCUUAUAAACUCAAAGGAGAAUUUUGAUUUAAUUUUCACAGAAGCAUUUAAUACAGAUUGCAUGUUACCAUUCGUUUACAAAUUUCAGGCACCACACAUUGCUCUCUGCUCACAUAUACCUAUGCCUUGGCUUGGUGACCGUUUUGGAAAUCCAGAUAACCCUUCUUACAUACCAAGCCAUUUUCUGCCCCACAGUGAUCAGAUGGACCUCCCUGAGCGUUUCAAGAAUACAGUAUACUCUGAACUGCAGAAGUGGUACUAUUACAGAUACAUGGAACAACCUACACAUGCAAUAGCUACUAAAUACUUUGGGGAAUCACUUCCACCUUUGCAUGAAAUUGCAAAAAAUACUAGCCUCCUUAUUAUCAACACAAGUCCUGUCCUUAACCUUCCUAGGCCUCAGGUACCAGCUAUCAUUGAAGUUGGAGGGAUACAUAUCCGACCGGCCAAGAAAUUGCCAAAGGACAUAGAGCGAUUCAUUAUUGAAGCAAAGCAUGGUGUCAUCUAUUUUACAUAUGGAUCAACUGUUCGUUCUGAGACAUUCCCUGAAAGCAAAAGAAAAGCUAUUUUGGAUGCUUUUGCAGAACUGCCACAACAUGUUAUAUGGAAAUGGGAAGCAGAGGAUUUGCCGGGAAAGCCCCCCAAUGUAAUGAUCCGCAGUUGGCUGCCGCAAUUUGACAUUCUCAGUCAUCCAAAUGUAAGAGUAUUUAUGACACAUGGAGGCUUGAUGGGUACUAUGGAAGCUAUAUACAAUGGUGUUCCCAUGCUAGCAAUGCCUCUAUUUGGAGAUCAGCCAAAUAAUGUUGCAGCCUGUGUGAAACGAGGAGUGAGUGUGGUAGUGCCCUACCAAAACAUUACAAAGGAAUCACUGCUGACAGCCCUGAAAACUCUGUUGAAUGACCAUGGAUAUAAAGAGCGGGCAAUGAAACUGUCUCGGGCAUUUAAAGAUACACCAAUGACACCUCUGGAUACUGCAGUGUUCUGGUCGGAAUAUGUCAUACGGCACAACGGUGCACCCUACCUGCGUUCAGCUGCAGUUGAUCUGCCCCGUUACCAGUACCUAUUGCUUGAUGUAACAGCACUUUUGCUACUUGGUACUGUUCUGUCUCUUGUUAUACUUGUAUUUUGUACAUGCAUUGUUAGGCACAGUUUUCAAAAACCACAGACAGAAAGCAAAACAAAAGGUAAAAAGAAGAAAGAUCAGUAGAUCUACAGUUUUGGUGGUGAUCAUUGAUGUAAUGACACUUACACGCACACACUACAGUUUAUCAGUUUUAUUUUGACCAUGUUUACCAACCACUUUUCAGAAUUACUAUCAGAGACAUCUCUGCAGAGUGACAAAUUGGCCCCUAACCAUGUCAUUUUAUUUUAGCUGAUGCUAUGACCAAGCCUUCAACCACCAAAUGGUCAGCAGUCUUAAAUAACCUUGGCAUCUAGUCCUGUGAUACGUUUAGUUUCCCAGCAUACAUGAAUUAUAAGAUACCCUGUAGGUGGCCAUAUGCAGUGUAUUUUGGAGACUGUUUGGCUCCCUUGAAUUUUCCUCCAAAAAAAAAAAAUGGUUUGAACCACAGCCUAUAUGCAGAUUAAUCAAUUUUGUGGACUUCACUACAACUCUGCACUUCAUUGGAAAAAGCAUUAUAUUUUAUUAAGAGAUCCAUUUUAGAAAAUGCCGUUGGUGUAACUCCUGAAAAUUUGUACUGUCAGAUGCUGAGAACAUGAAUGAUUGUGAAACCAUCUACCAAUUCACCAAAACAUGAUGAUAAUCCUUUCUAUACUACAUUCAUAAAUCUUGCAUAACUAUAUCUCAUGAUAAAAGUCUGAGACUACAUCAGUCAUGAUAAGAAUGUAGCCAGAAGGAUAUAUUGUGUCUCUUGCCUGGAUAACUCGGUAAAAACAUUGCAUGCAGAAGAAAUGGUUUUGGGUUACAGACCUGGUCUGGCACACAGUUUUAAUCAGCAAGAAAGUUUCAGAACAGUGCACACUCCACUGUAGAGUGAAAGAUUGAGUCUGGACAAAGCCAGAAAUGUAUACUAAAGUAGCACCAAAAUGAUGGUAUGGCAUUGAUAAAUUCACAAGAUGAUGAACUAAAUGGAGUUAGUUAACAUUCUAUUAAUACUUUUUUAUUACCAGUGGAGAGUCAACUGCAAUAUACAGUAGUUUGAAAUUACAUAUUUGCUCAUAUUCACAAUAAAUUAGGACAUCAUUUGCACUGAACUGCUCCAUGUACCUUGAACACUGAAACCAGUCAAUAAACAUUCAAGGAUAAUAUUAUCAUCAACAUAUGUUUUCUUCAAAUUACACUGAGAUUUCUGAAAAUAUGAAGUACAGAUAUCUUCAGCUGCCUUAUCCUCCUCAGUGCUGAGCUUACAUUUUGUGAAUGAAAAGUUUACAUUGAUGAUCAGUGCAUACUCAGAGAACCCAAUAUUAAACACUUACAGAGGAUGAGAACAAUGCCACAGUAGUGUGAAGGUAGAGGUCAUUGUCAAAUGUAGUCCCAAUGCUACAAUGAAAAAAUAUAUCACUGUAUUGUGCUGCAAUAAACAGUCACUUAUUCAACAGUGUAGUUGAAGAGUAAAGGAGACCAAUCUCCAAAUAGAAGUGUUGAGUCAUCGACAGGCACAAUCAAAAGAGAGAGAAACCUUGUUAGCUUUUGGAAGCAUGGAGGGAGGGAGAGGCAGUAGACAAGAGGGGUUGGCAGCAGGCAGGAAAAGGAGUUGGGGAUUGGUAAGUAGUGGCUUGGAGAGAGGCAGCUGGUUUUGUGGCAAGGAAUGUAGGAGGGAGAGGUGGCAGAUCCAAGGACUAGGCAUGUGAUGCACAGUUGCCAGGGCUGGUGGGGAGCAUUCAUGUUGGUGAUUCGGAGACAUGAAUUGGGAGAAGGUGGUUGGAGGAAUGAAUGGGAAGCUGUUGGAUGGAGAAUGUGGAUACAGUAGGGUAACAGUGAUUGAGCCCAGAAGGGUUACUGGACUGCAUGAUGUGUCCCAAGGAUAACUACCAUAUGCAUACUUCAGAAAAGCUGGUGAUUAAGGGAAGGAUCCAAUUGGCCACCACCAGGUUUUCUCAAUCACAUGGCUGGGAGUUAUUCUUGCAACACAUUGUUUGCUCCAGUAAACCUCCUGGCCUCUUUCUCCAUUAACCCAUAGUCCCCAUACAUUUCACUCUCCAUUUUCCCCUUCAUUUCCCCUAUCAGAACCUCCCAAUUCAAGUCUCCAUGUCACCUCCAUCAUGUGCUGCUCACCAGCAGCUACAGCACAUGGCCAGCCUGUGCACUUGCCACCUUUCCCUCCCACAUUCCUUGUGUGUGUGUGUGUGUGUGUGUGUGUGUGUGUGUGUGUGUGUGUGUUUCACCAGAAAGCAUCUGUUCAGAGUUCAGAGAUCCAUCAGGUUUUCUUUCUCUUUUGUGUGCACCUGCCAGAAAAUCAAUGCUUUUGUUAUUCUGUGAGCAGUCUCCUUUACUCCUAAAUUAUUUACGUUCUUUUGCCAGAACUUCCCUCCUGCAUUUAUUCAAUGGUAUAGGUUUUAUUACUAUAUUAGAGCACAUGCAGAACACAUUCAGGCCCAAAAUUACUAAACGUGAACAAUAAUGACCUUCAUUUCUCAAAGACAUUCUGACACUGCAGUAAGCAGCUUUUUUUCUGCUGAUGCUGCCACCUAAUGGAAACAUUUAUAAACAAAAAUCAGUGAUCCACUGAAAGCAUGUGGUGUAACCAUUAUGCAACAAUCAUGCACAGUGAAUUUAGUCUAUUCCCAGAGAUAUAAAAAGAAAAUUUAUAUGUAGCACAGAUCAUAAGGAUGGAGGAGGCUGAAAUGCAAUGAUGAUUCACUAGAAGACAACACACAUGAAGAUAGAAAACCAACACUUAUGCAGUAUUUAAAAAAUUUAACAUGACUUUUAUAGUCAUCAGGAGGAGAAGGAAGGAAAAAGAAAAACAGAAUGGCAUCAUUAACUGCUACAUUGCAAAAUGUCAGUAAAUAUGCUGAAUUAAGAGCCCAAAAUCAUAGAAAAUAUUACUUGAAAGAGGUGUUACAAUUAAGAGUGUCUGUGAUAAUUUGAUAUUUUUAGUCAAAUGAGCCUAAAGGAAAAAGUUUUCAUCUGUUGUACUGAUGUAAAAUAGUUAGGAUGUAUUGCGGGUUAAGCAAUACAAUAAAAGCCCAUGCAUUUCAGCACUUUUAUGAGUUACCUUGCAGAGAACUAUAGAAAUAAUGCAUGCACUGCCAGAUGUAUAAUUUUCUUCUUAUACACACUGUAUAAAAAAUACAUUAACCAUAUAUAAUUUUAUUAAUUUUCUAAAUUGUUUCAAAACAACACUAUUUUCUUUUUUGAAAUCCAAAGAGACGAAGACUUAGGAGAUUACUACAGACUUUUGAAUUAAUGUAAUGCUGCUGUGAUAUAUGCGAACAUAUUGUACAAAAUAACAAUGUGCUUCAUGUAGUUUUCAUGUUCCUACUUCACUGAAAUGAUAUUUUUAAAUUGUGGUGUAACUUUUCUUACAGUGUUUCAAGUAAAAAAAUACAUUUUUCUGAUUCUUGUUUUUCA